UCGGCGUCCGCCAUUUUGGCUGCCUCUGUCGGUCUUUUCAGUUACCACGUGAACCGCCGACGGAGACCCGUGAGGGGGGAGGUGGCGGCAGCGCUAAGUGAGAAAGGGGAAAGAGGGGGGAAAAAAAAGGAAGAGAAAGGGGUGUCAGGACAGGGCGGCGCGGCGACACCCGAGGCCUAGUGGCGGCGGAGCGGAGGAUUCAAGGCUGAAGCGAGCUUGGGAACGGCAGCGGCGGCGGGCGGACAAACGGACUGACCGAGCCGGGCGGUGGCGGGAGCCGCGGGAGGAGCCGGAACCAUGCCGGCCGUGAGCCUCCCGCCCAAGGAGAACGCGCUCUUCAAGCGGAUCUUGAGAUGUUAUGAACAUAAACAGUAUAGAAAUGGAUUGAAGUUCUGUAAACAAAUUCUUUCUAAUCCCAAAUUUGCAGAACAUGGAGAAACCCUGGCCAUGAAAGGAUUAACGUUGAACUGUCUGGGAAAAAAGGAAGAAGCUUAUGAAUUGGUUCGCAGAGGUUUGAGAAAUGACUUGAAAAGUCAUGUGUGUUGGCAUGUUUAUGGCCUUCUUCAAAGGUCAGACAAAAAAUAUGAUGAAGCCAUUAAGUGCUACCGAAAUGCACUGAAAUGGGAUAAGGACAAUCUUCAGAUCUUAAGAGACCUUUCCUUACUACAGAUUCAAAUGCGAGAUCUUGAGGGUUAUAGGGAAACAAGAUACCAGUUGCUUCAGCUUCGACCUGCACAGAGAGCAUCAUGGAUUGGUUAUGCUAUUGCUUAUCAUUUAUUAGAAGACUAUGAAAUGGCAGCAAAAAUUUUAGAAGAAUUUAGGAAAACACAGCAGACAUCUCCUGAUAAAGUGGAUUAUGAAUAUAGUGAACUCCUUUUAUAUCAAAAUCAAGUUCUUCGGGAAGCAGGUCUCUAUAGAGAAGCCUUGGAACAUCUUUGUACCUAUGAAAAGCAGAUUUGUGAUAAACUUGCUGUAGAAGAAACCAAAGGGGAACUUCUGUUGCAGUUGUGUCGUUUGGAAGAUGCUGCUGAUGUUUAUAGAGGGUUACAAGAGAGGAAUCCUGAAAAUUGGGCCUAUUACAAAGGCUUAGAAAAAGCACUGAAGCCAGCUAAUAUGUUUGAACGGCUAAAAAUUUAUGAGGAGGCCUGGACUAAAUACCCCAGGGGGCUGGUGCCAAGAAGGCUACCAUUAAACUUUUUAUCUGGAGAGAAGUUUAAGGAGUGUUUGGAUAGAUUCCUAAGGAUGAAUUUCAGUAAGGGUUGUCCACCUGUCUUCAAUACUCUGAGAUCUUUAUACAGAGAUAAAGAGAAGGUGGCAAUUGUAGAAGAACUAGUAGUUGGUUAUGAAACCUCUCUAAAAAGCUGUCGCUUAUUUAACCCCAAUGAUGAUGGAAAGGAGGAGCCCCCAACCACGUUACUUUGGGUCCAGUACUAUUUGGCGCAGCAUUAUGAUAAAAUUGGUCAGCCAUCUAUUGCUCUGGAAUACAUAAAUACUGCUAUUGAAAGUACGCCAACAUUGAUAGAACUCUUUCUUGUAAAAGCUAAAAUCUAUAAGCAUGCUGGGAAUAUUAAAGAAGCUGCCAGGUGGAUGGAUGAAGCCCAGGCCCUGGACACAGCAGACAGAUUUAUUAAUUCCAAGUGUGCAAAAUACAUGUUAAAAGCCAAUCUGAUUAAAGAAGCUGAAGAAAUGUGCUCCAAGUUUACAAGGGAAGGAACAUCAGCAGUAGAGAACCUGAAUGAAAUGCAGUGCAUGUGGUUCCAGACAGAGUGUGCCCAGGCAUACAAAGCAAUGAACAAGUUUGGUGAAGCACUUAAGAAAUGUCAUGAAAUUGAGAGACAUUUUAUAGAAAUCACCGAUGACCAGUUUGAUUUUCAUACAUACUGUAUGAGGAAGAUUACCCUUAGAUCAUAUGUGGACUUAUUAAAACUAGAAGAUGUACUUCGGCAGCAUCCAUUUUACUUCAAAGCAGCAAGAAUUGCUAUUGAGAUCUAUUUGAAGCUUCAUGACAACCCUCUUACAGAUGAGAAUAAAGAGCACGAGGCUGAUACAGCAAACAUGUCUGACAAAGAGUUAAAGAAACUACGUAAUAAACAAAGAAGAGCCCAAAAGAAAGCUCAGAUAGAAGAAGAGAAAAAAAAUGCAGAGAAAGAAAAGCAGCAGAGAAAUCAGAAAAAGAAAAAGGAUGAUGACGAUGAGGAAAUUGGAGGCCCCAAAGAAGAACUUAUCCCAGAGAAACUGGCCAAGGUUGAAACUCCAUUGGAAGAAGCUAUUAAAUUCUUAACACCGCUCAAGAAUUUGGUGAAGAACAAGAUAGAAACUCAUCUUUUUGCCUUUGAGAUUUACUUUAGGAAAGAAAAGUUUCUUUUGAUGCUACAAUCAGUAAAACGGGCAUUUGCUAUUGAUUCUAGUCAUCCCUGGCUUCAUGAAUGCAUGAUCCGACUCUUUAAUUCUGUGUGUGAAAGUAAAGACUUACCUGAAACAGUUAGAACAGUAUUAAAGCAAGAAAUGAAUCGUCUUUUUGGAGCAACAAAUCCAAAGAAUUUUAAUGAAACUUUUCUGAAAAGGAAUUCUGAUUCAUUGCCACAUAGAUUAUCAGCUGCCAAAAUGGUAUAUUAUUUAGAUUCUUCUAGUCAGAAACGAGCAAUAGAGCUGGCAACAACACUUGACGGAUCCCUCACCAACAGAAACCUUCAGACUUGCAUGGAGGUGUUGGAAGCCUUGUGUGAUGGUAGCCUAGGAGACUGUAAAGAAGCUGCUGAAGCUUAUAGAGCAAAUUGUCAUAAGCUUUUCCCUUAUGCUUUGGCUUUCAUGCCCCCUGGAUAUGAAGAGGAUAUGAAGAUCACAGUUAAUGGAGAUAGCUCUGCAGAAACUGAAGAACUGGCCAAUGAAAUUUGAACAUCAUUAAACAAGCAAAUGGAAUGACUUUGGACCAUAUCUAGUGUAUAAUAUUUUUGUCACGCACCUGCUGCAUUGCUCUAACUUACACAAAAUGAGAGGAGUAAAUGUUCUUGCCUUCAAAUAGUCUUUUACGUUUUUUAUCCUGCUGAAAACUAUAUAUAAAAUGUCUAACAUUACAGGAUAUAGGUUCAGUUUCUUAAAAAUUAAAAGCUGCUAAAAUUGAGGGGUUUAAAAAAAUUCCAUAUCCUACUCCUACCUUCCCUGCCCAUAUUUUUAAACUAAUUUAUAUAAAAUCUGGAGGCUAUUACAGCUAACAUAGCAGGUGUGUGGCAGAAAUAUUACUUUCAAUUUGUCUUGUGAGAUUUUACUAUAUCUCAGACAGCAUAAAUGCUGUUUUAGCACUGGAUUCUUUCACUGAGCACAAAGAGUUGUUGGGGCUUUAGCAUCUGACUGAUUUUGUUACGGGGUUGAUUCUUGACCAUAGGAAGUAUGCAAUGUGAAUCACUUUGUACAGAGCCAUCUACAACAGACGCUUGGUUGUAGAGACUGGGACACAUAGCUACCAAGCAGAUUAUAUGAAACCUAGAAGGUGUUCAGUACGUGUGUUGUUUCCAAAAUUUGCUGUACAUGAUCAGUUUGGUGUUCUUGUACCACAGUUUUUAACCGAAGGAACCAGUUGGAACAAUCUCAAUUUUAACUAAAACUUGAAGAACUAAAAUAACAAUGCAGACCUUUAGCAUUGUUUUUGGCCAAACUUGUUAAAACUGUAAUGCAAGAACCAAAUGCACUGUGAUGUGGCACCAACUAAUUAGCAAGCAUGAAUUUUUCACCCGAGAGUGGAAAUAAAAAAGAAAAUCUACCAUGGCUUGAAGUUAAAGAGCAGAACUCCUGACUACCAUUCUAUGACUGAUCAAGAGACUAAUAGCUAAAAACCUCAGCAGGCCUUGUUCACGAUAUGCAGAAAAAAGUGCUGCAGUUUAGAUACCUCUGGAACUUUUCCACAGUGUCACAGGUUUGUAAUACUUGAAGCCCUUCAUUUCUAAGAAUAUAUUUCUUGCUCAGUUGUUUCAGGCAAGCCCAAGACUUUGUAAUUUUUAAAGGGCCCAAGUUUUUUUUUUUCAAUAACAGACCAGCUUCUUUUUCCUGCAGUUACAAAUGUAAUUUCUUUUUUGUUGUCAAACAUAAGGUACCAAAUAUGAUGCAAUAAAUUGUUUUGAAAAACA
This is a messenger RNA of Arvicola amphibius (Eurasian water vole), 4121 nucleotides long. RefSeq names its product N-alpha-acetyltransferase 15, NatA auxiliary subunit (gene Naa15). The coding region runs from base 298 to 2895 and encodes 865 amino acids. The transcript has 20 exons. Gene Ontology annotation, biological process: N-terminal peptidyl-methionine acetylation. The record is from RefSeq and is a predicted model, not a curated record. Gene Ontology annotation, molecular function: protein binding; protein-N-terminal amino-acid acetyltransferase activity. Gene Ontology annotation, cellular component: cytoplasm; NatA complex. NCBI's taxonomy places the organism in Eukaryota, Metazoa, Chordata, Mammalia, Rodentia, Cricetidae.